AUGAUGCUUCACGUAAAAUUCCAUGUCAAAUUCUAUAAUAUUUUAGAUUUAAAUUUCGAGAUUGCCUCAAGAAUAAAAGAGGAAAUUCGAAUUGCUUUGGUCCCCAAGCAAUUGGCAUCCUUUGCUCGUCAAAUUGCUGCUGGAAUGGUAGGCUGAAUUGUUUACAAUUUAUAAUAUAUAAUUUUAUGUUUAUACCUGUAUCUUACUAUAAUGUUUUUUAUCUCCAAAACCAGAAUUCAUACACGCAAAAUAUAGAACGGUAACACAUUUCCUGAAACAAUGUCAUCAUGCUUGUUGUCCGUAACGGUCCAAUACUAUAAUAUUUUAUAUAAUACCUUAUUGAAUUCUGAUCCUGUAAUAGGCUGUUUAUGGUCACGUGAUAUUGAAUAAAAAAUUCCAUUUCCCAAAAGUGCAACGGAAUACGUUCCAUUGCACUCUUUGCGAUACUAUACGUUUCAUUCCAUUGCACUCUUUGUGUUUCAUCCAUUCCAUCUUUCAUAUUCUUACCAUUGAUGAAUAAAAACAUUCAUUAUUUGUAUAACAUAUAACCUUUUAAAUAUUUUAAUACUUAUAAUAAGACUUCCGUAUUGGUCCCUGCAUGGGUCCACUCAACUAUAUAACUGCACUUAAGUCAGUCAACCAAUAAAAAUUCGGGAAAUAAUAUAUCUCUUUUAUUUUGUGUUUUAGAAACAUGUUUCAGGACUUAGUAUUGUUCACCGUGAUUUGGCAGCAAAGAACAUACUACUUGGCGAAGACAAAGUUUUAAAAAUAUCAGAUUUUGGCUUGUCACGCGAAGGAACAUACAUAAAAAGAUCUAACGGGAAAAUUCCAUUCCGAUGGCUAUCGAUUGAAGCGAUACGAGAACGAACUUAUUCUACUGCAAGUGAUGUGUGAGUGCACCAACUUAUUACUAUUUUUUAAAGCAAACAACUAUAUAAUAGUGCAAGUAUUUUUUUGUGCUAUAAUCACACUAAGUCGGCAAAAGAAUUGGAACUGCCUGAUAUGUUGUACAAGAGCAACAUUUCCCGGAAACAGAAAGGAGAUUAAUUUAAAUUAAACCAGAGAAGACUUAUUCUCGAAAACAAGACUUAUCCUCACAUUAAAAUCAGGUUGCCCCGAAACGAUACGAUCGCUUUGUACCCGGCGAGCGAGCGAUAAAAUAAACUCAUUUUUCAUAGUCUGACCGAUUGUUCACAUGCUCUGGAACGUGUGUUUUCUAGAGAAAAUACAACAUAUGUAAAUCUGAGUUAGUCCUAAUAAAAUACAAUUUUACUCGUCUGUCUUGAACAAGGAAAAUCACACUCACGCCUAAUUGUUAUGUUGAUGAAUUGUCGGUCCAUUGAAGUUAAUCAUGACAGGGCAAUAAACCUCAUAUAGCCGUAUCAAAUGGGUUGUACGGUUAGAUUUCAGACUGCACCACUCACUAUUUCGCUACUUUCUUUCCCCGACCAUGGAUCCUUCUAUUUUACACUAUGAACGAAUAAUCGUCAAACAAAAAACAUAAAUCCCAAGACAAUUCGUUCACUAGAUUCCAUCCGAAAAUUUCAGACCAUUUUAAUCCGAUCUGUACGUCACGAUCUUUCUAAUAAACGAUAAUUUCUUCCUUCUUAAUUCAAAUUCUCAUAAAAAACAUUCGUUUGAGAGUGAAUAUGUAACCACUCGUUCAAUUCAGAUGACCACAUCUAUACGUGGGCUCAGUACGAUUAGAUUAGCGAGAGCAAAGCACAAUGAAACGCUCGUGUUAUAUCCAUUCGAAAUAUUUCACGAUCGGGCGUUUCAUCCCUUUCUUUUACUGGUACGUCUAAACAGUCAAUCGUUCUGGUAUAAGCCCUCGCUACUACGGUCAGUCCGUGUAAUACAAUGUUUGAAUUACAUGAAGUAUCAGGCAUGAUAUUAUCGAAAAGAAUUUGAAAAAUCAACAUAAUUUUCAUCGUGAUGAAACCUGGAUGAAACUAUGCGAUAUAUACUGUAGGUUGAUGACAAGGUAUUUUAUAUAAACACAAUUGUAUUUUUCUGCCCCCCCCCCUGUGUUUUGGCGGGAAUUAUGUAAAUAGACAGGUGUUAUUAAUUUAGCAAGUUUUUUACAAGUAUGGAAACGCGCAAGUGUCAGGGCAAACCUAAUUUAAAAUACGCCUUUAAUAUAUAACUAUAAGCCUUAUAUUUAAACAUACACUUUUUAUUAAAUCGUAUCUAUAGACACUUCUAGUUAAUUAUUAUGACUAUAAUAAUUAACUAGAAAUUUGCCUUAAUAGAGUGACACUGGUUGCGCAGUUUUAUAUAGUAUAAUCAUACUAAUAACCUUCUUGAAAUGUAUUCAUCUUUUAAAUAUAAACUAAACAAGACACGUAGAGGGACAGCAUGCUAUAUAUUUUGAAACAAGUUACUUUCUUAUCUCCUCUUUAUUGCAAUUAGCGUAAAUUAUUGCAAUCUAGUUAUGACGCUUUACCGACGGAAAAACGGGUCGGUAAGUUUGGCGCGCUUGCAGGUGAGCCAAGUCCGUCUCUCCCCCCAAACGUUCCCGCGUUAUAGCACCUCGCACUCUCCCUCAGCUCGGACUUUAGAGAGACGGACUUGAUCCAACUUUACAGUCAGCCGGUCUAACUAAUUUCGGAAUACUUAAUUGGUGAAAUCAAACAGUCAUAUCAUUAUUUAAAAAUUGUGUCAUAAUACGUACAAACCUUUAACCAAUUUGCAUGCACUGUUUGUUUAACACCAUUCUGCUUGUUAAAUUUACUCGUUUUUUUAUACACGUUUUGUAUGCGUUUUUAUAUGCUCCGGUGCACCUAUUCAUAUAUGCGUCUCUUUCAUUUUUUUAGUUGGGCAUUUGGAGUUGUAUUGUGGGAAAUAUGCACAUUAGGUAAGAAUAUUUCCUGUCGGCUUCUCAACAGCCAUAGGGCAUCAAGCGAAUAUAGAAGCUGUCAGCUAGCAAAAUUAAUUUUUUCGAAGAACGUAUUGACUAAGAACUGAAAGAAAAACGUUUCACGGCAUAAAUUUGUGCAUCAUUGUCUUCUUUCCUCCUGUAUACUUUCAUUUGUUUAAAUUCAAGAACUUAUUCUGUGGUAUGUGCUUACCCAGAUUUGUAUAUCUUAGGGGACACUCCUUAUUCAUCAGUCGCGGACAGGGAUCUGAAGGAUUUCCUUCUUGCCGGAAAGACAUUGGAGAAAGUGGACAGCUGUGCGGACGAUAUGUAAGAUUUUCGUUAAAUGAUUCAUGUACCUAACUAGCUUCACUUUGGGAACAGCAGCUAGCUCAUGACUAUCACGCCAGGAAUAUAUAUAGAUGAUAUGCGUGCAAGCAAUGUGUUAAACACUUUGACAAAGGACCUUUGUUUCACAGCUGGCAAUUUUCAUAUUUUUAAAUUAGAAACUAAGCAUCCUGAGAGCUCGUUAUGUGCAAUUUGUAAGGGGCAGUGUAACAUGUAGAAGCAAUAACAAGAAGUAAAUAUCAAUUAGCAAACGUAAUGACCGGAAAAUAAACGGGCAUUCUACUGGGAGUGUUAUGUUUCCAUUCAGUCUCUCUGGAGUAAGUUGGACCUGUUUGUUAAUAUGUUUAAUGAAAUUUUUAUCAAAACCGUGCACGUGCAAGUGUUUGAGAGCAGAUUAGCCCAGAGAAAAUCAGUACUCUUUCGUGGCAUUAGACACCUUACGAUGUAGGACGGCAAAGGGACAACGGCCGUCAGAAUAAAGUCAUUCAAAUAAAUAAUCAAAAAUAAAGUUAUAAGACUAUUAUUAUUGUAUAAUAUUAUUGAUUGUAUGCAUUUAAUACUGUUUGAUCAGGUUGAAACAGUGAGUUUAUUGUUGGGAAAGUCAACACUAGUACAGAGUAUAACUUCGAUCUUGCAUCUUAAAAUGCAGGCGUUUUAUCAAAUAAUUAAAAAUCUGAAGUUUCCCGUUGUAUACAGACCUUGGAUGACGUCUCAAAUUUCCUUCGGAUAUUAAUUAUUCAUUUCGUGUCUUAAGUAUUAUGAAUCUCAUUGCAUUAAUAGCUGUCGUUGUCGCGUUGCCGUUGUAAGAAUUUACAUUUUUUUUAUUUUAGAUAUGAGAUAAUGCUAAAGUGUUGGAGUCAUCUUCGAAAAGACAGGCCAACAUUUACUGAACUAUCAGAUAAAUUGUGGAAUCUUGAGCAUGAAGAAAAGACCUAUGUCAAUUUAGACAGUUUAAUGCGGCAGUCUGUCCAAAGGGAAG
Molecule: messenger RNA, 4184 nt
Organism: Paramuricea clavata
Lineage: Eukaryota; Metazoa; Cnidaria; Anthozoa; Malacalcyonacea; Plexauridae
Source: the annotation of a GenBank genome assembly